AUGUAUGAUUUCAACGGCAUGAAGAGCGAUUUGAAGAGCUUCAGGCACCUUGAGCCCUCUGAAGGUCACCCAGUCAUGGCCCUGAGCUUCAGCCCCUCAGGGGACAGUUUCCUGGUGGUGACGGGCGCUGCCACUGCCAAGAUUUACGACAGGAAUGGGUUUGUACUGGGGGAGUUUGUGAGGGGGGAUAUGUACAUCCGUGACAUGAAGAACACCAAGGGUCAUGUAAGCGGGCUGACCUCUGGCAAAUGGCACCCCAACGACAGGGCGACUGCCCUCACCUGCUCAGACGAUGGCACUCUCAGGCUAUGGGACACAAUGGAGUUGGUACAGAAGAGCGUGGUGAAACCAACCCUCAGGAAGCCCGGGCGGGUGGCUGUAACCUCCUGCACGUUCAGCCAUGACGGGGGGUUGAUCGCAGGUGGCCUUCGGGACGGGUCGAUCCAGUUGUGGAGUGCCUCUGGCAAGUUUGGUGUGUCAGCGGCUGUGGGAAUGGUCCAACCCCCAAAGGCCCAGAUGAUCCAGAAACAGACCUGGACAGUGGUCUCACGCGCCGCCUCCAUCAUGAGGGACGCCCAUGCUGCAGAAGCAGACAUCACCAGCCUGUGCUUCGGGCACGAUGGGCAAACUCUCCUCUCCAGGGCAAUGGACCACACCCUGAAGGUGUGGGACAUUCGGAAAUUCAGCACGCCACGCCUUGUCCUAGAUGGCCUGACAAACAUGCAGAGCUCCACGGGCUGCUGUUUGAGUCCCACCGAGACAUUGGCGGUGACAGGCCUGUCUGACGAUGGCACAGGAAGUGGUGGUGUUGCCUUUGUGGAUCUGGAAAGGGGCGAGGUUGUGCGGAAGGUUGCCAUGGCGGAGAGCGUGGUGCCUGUCCUGUGGCAUCCCAAGCUGAAUCAGAUCCUUGUGGGCAUGGGAGGUCGAUCCACUGGGCAGACAAGCAUCCUGUACAAUCCCGACUUCAGUGAGCGUGGCGCCCUGCUGUGCGUGGGCCAGGCGCCCAGGAGGCGGGUGGGCUUCGACUUUGAGGCACCCGUCAUCAUCCACAAUCCCCAUGCCCUGCCCAUGUACAGGGAGCCUCGCUCCAAAAAACGGCAGAGGGAAAAGGAUCGAGGGGAUCCGGUGAAGACCAAGCGGCCAGACUCGGGGAUGAUGGCCGGGGUCGGAAAGGGGGGGAGAAUAGGUGCCACAGGGGGGACACUGCUGACACAAUACCUGCUGAAACACAAGGGCAAGAUGGUGCCCGUGGAGGAGGAGCAAGACCCACGAAAGGCCAUCCUUCGGCACAGCAAGGAGGAUUUCUCUGCGUUCACCGCGGCAUACAAAAAGACACAGCCAACGCCGAUGUUCGCUCAGGAUGAUGACGACGAAGAAGAAGGAGAAGAUUGA
Ostreobium quekettii is the source of this 1392-nucleotide messenger RNA. Lineage: Eukaryota; Viridiplantae; Chlorophyta; Ulvophyceae; Bryopsidales; Ostreobiaceae. The record is from the annotation of a GenBank genome assembly.